Physcomitrium patens is the source of this 6105-nucleotide messenger RNA. The record is from RefSeq and is a predicted model, not a curated record. Lineage: Eukaryota; Viridiplantae; Streptophyta; Bryopsida; Funariales; Funariaceae.
GCGAUGACAACCUUAAGAGCAGCGGCUUCUAUGGUGGCGUCGAGCAUGUUUUGUCUCGCCUGCAUGAUAUUCGUUGUGAUGUCAUCGACUGCGGCCUGCGUGAGUGGAGGUUGGUUCGCCAUGGGGCCUGUCUUGAAAAUCAGGGUUUGUAGCGUAUUUGGUAAGCAUACAGUCUCUUGUGAAAGACUUAUCAGCAAAGGAAACCGCCUUCAAAUGAGUUCCUUACAAUGUGAGAAGAAGAAUACGACGCAUAUUGGUGGUUCUGUGUGUGACAGAAUAUUGAGAAACCUACACCUUUGGAAGCAGCGCUCUGAAUGCAUCUUACAAUGCAGAUUUCCGACAGAAUAGCCUGAAAUUGUCACUGCAUAUCUGGAUGUCAAAUAGAAAAGUUGAUUGACAUGGGAUAUAUCGCAGAAGCCAGCUGUGUCGGUUUGUUUGUGAAAGGUCGCCCACAUUUAUAACCUUUUGGCUAUGAAGAGCUCCAGCUCGAAACUGGCAGGGUUUUUCGCAACUUAACACCUGAUCAUGGUGGAUGAAUCCUCGCCCUCCCCUUCGCCCUCCCCUUCGACAUCACCGGCAGGCUUUCUAUUUAUAUGAAAAUGGCUGAGAAGAAUGGCUUUAUUUCUGGGGAAGAAAAGGUCUUUGUUGCCCUAGAUUCGGCUGCCGCUGCUGGCGUAUCCGGUGCUUUUGAUAUCUCUUGUAUUUCUCUGUAUAUCAGAUAAGCUUGGUUGAGACUAUUUGAUGUCGCAGGAAAAUUCCGGGCUUGCACUGCAUUCAACUUGAAACCAGAUCCAUAAGUUUUGAUUAACCUUGUCUUGAGCAGUAGCUGGGGAUGCUGCGUCAACUUUAGGGUUUACUCCUGAGUUAUGGUUUGAUCCCAAACUGGAGGUAUACCCUGUUUCGCUUUGUGUCCUUUAAAGAUGGACACCACGGUUAACAUGUGCUUUAAUCAAGUCUUCCCACAUGAUCUUAGUUUCCAUGUCCACAUACUUCUAUGUCUUGCAUUGAAGGAUCGCUACGAUGCUCUCUGGCAAUUUCAUAAUAAAGGCACUGAACUCACAUCAUCUUUUUAGACAUUGUCGGUACCAUUCAUAUGUGUACCUGCAGCCCACAGGCAUCGGCAUCUGGAUGGCCUGUGUAACACAUUAUUUACUUGAGCAUUUUAAGCUCGUAUUUCGGGUCUCUGUUUUCUGAAAGUGGCCAAUCUCAUACUCAACUUCCGUUCCAUCCUGAAUCAAUCCAGAAGUUUGCAGGAAGAACUAGCAGCAAAUGAAGCUGCAGAGAAGAUGGAGAUCAGGGUCGUGCCUGUGAGAGAGUACUUGGUAAAGGGAAUACCCCAAAAUGUCAGGAUGUAGAUCGUGAGUCUCUGUGUGAUACCAAGUUCAAAUAGGAUCUCACAAAGCCAUUCACUGAGUAUCUGGACCUCGUGGAAAGAAUAAGAUUAUUACGGUUACUUCUGACUGUUUUUGCCUCUUUUCUUAAAGAUUUCAGAAUCUGUUCGAGCAUGAAGCUAGAUUACUGUUAAUAUGAUCUGUUGAGCAGGAAGCUGCCGUGAUUCCAUUGCUGCUCCAUGGUUUGCAGCUACUGGCGACCGAGAGGUACGUUCAUAAGCAUCCUUUGUCAUGCCAUCUGAAAGACACGCCACAAGUUUUUCAUUUCAUGUGGCACGCAAGUUAAGUUCUCAUCGUUCAGUUUGCUCUGUCCAUUUAUUUACUCUUGUGCAAGGUAGUGGAACAACCAGUGUAGGUCACUACGCAAGAUUGCGUUGUUUUUUCAAGCGGUUCUACAAUAUUCACUUGUGUUCAUUAAUGCUACAAGUAUAGCGUAUCCAAUUCCGUAUUAAAGUUUGAUGUUGUGGCAUGACUGAGUGGUGUUCAGUUUUAUAAUCGAACAGUGUUAAAAUUCUGACGUGCUCAUGGUUUGCAAUGCAUGAAUUAUUUCAAAAACUUCGAUCUCGUUUGUGAUACAUUCAAAAACGAGAGUCGAGAGCCCUGAAUACCAAGGGUGUAUUUGGUAGACCAUGAUUUCAGUCACCAUUCAGAAGAUUAGACAUUUCAGGGUGGCUUGGAAACAGCAUUUCUUUCAGAUUGUUUUCAAAUCUACACGGUGGCCGUUGCAAUGGGUUGCUACCUUUUACUGUCCUAGUCCUGUGCAAUGUUUUUUCAUUUAAAUCUGGUUUUCUUGGGCACAAUUUUCUGUUGUGCUAGUUGGCUAUCCUUCUGCCUUGAAAAAGGUGGGUACAAGGUCUGGAGCAAACUAUUCCGAAUCUUAUGUGUGCAAUGGUCAUUUCAGGCCGGACAAUCCAGUUGAUUUUGUAGCCAAAUACUUGAUAGAAAAGAACCCUAUGGACAAGAAGGAUCUCUUAAAACUGGGAAAGGAAGUAGACUAGGAGAAGAAAGGUAAGAAACCUAAGGAAAGCAACCAAUACCAAUUAUCCGUGGUGUUCAUGCACACAGAUUAGACGGGUCUGAAAGACUUAAUUGGCUUCAGAGACUGAUUCGACUGUAAUUUCGGCCUACGUCUCUGGGUACUGAACUCUGAUUUCAGCAGGAGGAGAGGACGACGUCCCACAGCGGAAAAAACAUAAAAACCGAUGUCCCUUGGACGCGCAAUUGAGUUCUCAAUUGAACCUGUUCUACAUUAAUGAACUAGGGUUUUGAAGCAAUUACAAAGGUUGGCAUUAUAAUCGAUGUCGGUGUAAUAGUUGAUGAAUGCCCAGAAGUUUGAAAAUCCAAGCAUUCUUGUGGAUGGCGAGAGAAUCCUUCUAGCGACAGGACGUCCAGCUGCUUGGGUCUUCUCGACCGACGAUGAGGGGAGACUUCGGUAAAUAGAUUGUGUACUGGUCACAUGGUAAUGUGCGUCAAACGUGCUGGCACCUGUAAUAUCUCAGUCAUCGCAUGCGGAGAGUCAUGCAGGUCACUGGGACGAUCUGCGUCUGCGAAAUUAUAACCUCUUUUGUCGCAGAGGGUAGCUGUAAAGCUCCGCUUGACCCACUUCCGGACAAGUGAAGCGCUUAAAAAGGAAGAGUCAAUAUCGCACAUUCUCAAACGGUCCUUUCAAACCUUUUCGAACGGCCCAUUCCCCGUUUGAAAUCCGUGAAGCGACACUCCUGGAUGGUCAUAAGUUCCUUGUUCACACACUCGCCAUUUCCGCGCCGCCGGUUGUGGCAUCAAGAUCUCGACAGGCCCACCGUCUCGUGUAAUUGCAUUCAUAUUCCUGAACACAUUUAAAUUUGACUGCCGUUCUGCCUGGACCGACAGGGCGUAACUUUCUUCUUCCUGGAUGAUUUCCCUUGCGCUCGAUACAUGUUCAAAGAAAUCGGCAUUACCCCGCAUUCACCGAUUACUAUUUUAGGUAGAAACACGCAGGCUAGUUGUAUCUAACCAUGCAAGAUUCCAGGUCUGUGGUUGGGCGAUCGCGACGUCAGUUGUUGGGGUUCGUUUCUGAAAUUUUAGCCGUUGAUGAUUUCACCAUCUCCAUCGGAAGUUUCGGUUCGUGGUGUUCAUUGGUAUUCUUUUGGGAAGGUAGCGGCUGUGUGUAAUGCUCGAUAUUAGCAUUUUAUUUGGGUCAUCAGGGAAGGAGAGUGGUGUCGUGGUGGUGAGGUAGGCGGUGCACGAUCUGACUUGUGAUUCCUAUUUUAUAUUGAUCGAACUCCGCCUCUGCUACUCCAGUUAAUGUAACACCCAUGAGUUCAUCGUGUAUUCUUGCAGUGGGUCGAGUCUCUUCUGUGUCUGAUUUGCAAUGGAAUAAUCACUACAGUCCAUCAUAACUGCCUGAUGGUUAGCAACUGAUUCGACCGUGAUCAGGCUUUCGUUCUUAGGAUACACUUCUUCUGGGAGACAGCUUACGUGUUUUAGGAUGCGUUUUCUUUUCUAUUGACAUCUUGAAUAAUUGAAUCGAUCCGCCGACACGUGUAAGUAGAUUUAAGUGCCGUGUCAGCUAGAGCAAUGUGCAUCCAGUCUCUUCGCAUCCUCACUGCCUGCUUGCUGAAAUAUGCUCUCCGUAUUUGUGGUCUUCGCAGCGAUUUAUCCCCACCCUUGAGCGCUUUUUAUGUUGUCAAAACUUCAAUAGAUGCCCUUUCAAUCUUCCUCAUGCGUGGAGAUUAACUACCAUCCUGCUUGCCUCCUUUUGAUUCAUCAGGUAGAUAUUAUUGUUCCUACCAGCAAUGUCUAUGGCGGCGUUGGCUUCAACCUUUGCCACUGGCUCUAUCGCCUCUUGUCAAGUAACCCGUAAACCUCCGACAUGGAAGGAUGCAAGACUGUCCAGAACAAAUGCCCUCCCCUUCGCCAUGAACGGGGCUGCGCGCAGCAUAUCCCAAAACCUCAAAAGCGCCGUAGCAUGCAGAAAAAAGUAUAUAGUUCCUCCAGGUCAGGCGCGCUGCACUCUUGCAGCUGAUGUGUACACCAAGGAUCAGAUUGACUGCCCAUCUUGCAAGGGACUCAAACGCCCUGACUUCUUCGGAAGAUAUGGCGUCUAUGGAGGAAUGUACGUCCCUGAGACACUCAUGACUGCUCUAAGCAACUUGGAGACAGCAUAUCGUUCUACCAUCAACGACACAGAAUUCAAGAAAGAGCUCAAUGAAGUACUCAGGGACUACGUUGGCAGGGAGACUCCAUUAUACUUUGCCGAACGCCUCACCGAGCACUACAAACGUGAUGGGAAAGGCCCUCUGAUCUUUCUAAAGAGGGGGGAUCUGAACCACACUGGCGCUCAUUUGAUUAACAACGCCAUUGCCCAAGCUUUAUUAGCGAAGCGAAUUGGAAAGAAGCGUAUCAUUGCUGAAACAGGGGCAGGGCAGCACGGCGUUGCCACUGCCACUGUUUGUGCUCGCUUUGGAAUGGAGUGCAUUGUUUACAUGGGAGCUCAAGAUAUGGAGAGACAAGCCUUGAACGUGUUUAGAAUGCGUCUCCUUGGAGCUGAGGUUCGUCCUGUGAAUUCUGGAACUGCGACUUUGAAAGAUGCAACCUCUGAGGCCAUUCGCGACUGGGUUACAAAUGUGGAAACUACUCACUACAUUCUGGGCUCUGUUGCCGGACCUCAUCCUUACCCGAUGAUUGUGCGAGAUUUUCAUUCUAUGAUUGGCGCAGAAGUUCGCCUUCAGGCAAUGGAGAAGUGGGGCGGUAAGCCCGAUGUACUUUUAGCUUGUGUUGGGGGAGGCUCCAAUGCAAUGGGGUUGUUCCACGAAUUCAUCGAAGACGAUAGCGUCCGCCUUAUUGGUGUAGAGGCAGCUGGUUUGGGUGCUGAUACCGACAAUCACACAGCCACGUUGACCAUGGGAGCAGUUGGUGUCUUGCACGGCGCUAUGAGCUAUCUGCUGCAGGAUGCCGAUGGUCAGAUCAUUGAACCCCACUCUAUCAGUGCCAGCUUGGAUUACCCAGGUAUCGGUCCCGAACACAGUUUUCUGAAAGACGUUGGUCGAGCUGAAUACUACAGCGUUACUGACGAUGAAGCCCUUGAGGCAUUCCAGAGGCUGUCAAAGCUGGAGGGCAUCAUUCCAGCAUUGGAAACCUCCCACGCUCUGGCCUACUUGGACAAGCUCUGCCCCACACUUGAAGACGGUGCCCGAGUGGUACUGAAUUGCAGUGGCCGUGGUGACAAGGAUGUCAGCAGCGUCAUCGGGUAUCUAAAUGGAAAGCACUGAACUUGUCGACAAAGUCACGUGCCGUAUAGCCAAUCUGUAGGGAACGUCUCGUUUCGGCUGGUUGUGCUCUCCAAAUUUUGUUAAUGUAGGCUCCCUCGGCCUCCUAGAGAACGGCUGUACAGUAUCGGCUGUCACCAAGCUUGACAAGCCAUUGAAUACAUCGAACUAUUGCCAGGAAUCAAUUUGCUUUUGUUCCAGAUCACUAUGUGGGUACUUGGUUUACUAGUUUCAGUGAUCCUGAACGUGAGAACCGAACGUAGAAUGUUGCGUUCGGCUCACGAUUUCAGUGAACUAGCGCGCUUGUUCUCCAUCGGAAGGCCGUGUGUCUGGCUGGCUACAUCAGAACUAGAUGCUACAAAGCAUGGUUGUGAUUGAACAACCCAACAUCCCGUUACUUCUAUUCUUAUUAUUUUCUUAAGUAAAAACAAUUUAAUAAAGCAUCACCAACAAUAUAUUCCAAUCAA